Bombina bombina (fire-bellied toad) is the source of this 935-nucleotide messenger RNA. RefSeq lists its product as uncharacterized. The record is from RefSeq and is a predicted model, not a curated record. Bases 99 to 935 code for a protein of 278 amino acids. The transcript is spliced from 2 exons. Lineage: Eukaryota; Metazoa; Chordata; Amphibia; Anura; Bombinatoridae.
CAGUGACAUUUAAUGGUAUAACUAAAAAGGUACGCCUCUACAUUUUACCUAAAGGAGGACCACCUUUGUUUGGUAGAUCCUGGAUCCAAGCAUUGGGCAUGCCAAAGUUACCACAACAGUUACCACUUAACAAACUGCUGGACCAAAGUGGGAAUUCAAAUUCUUCUUGGAUUAAUUCACUAAAGCACAAAUAUAAGACUGUAUUUGAUGGGAACCUAGGUUUAGUGAAAGACAAGCAGAUUCAGCUUCACCUAAAAGAAAAUGCUAUUCCAAAAUUUUGUAAACCAAGAGUUGUACCAUUUGCACUUAAACCUAAAAUUGAAGCAGAACUAGAAAGACUACGAAAUCAGGGGAUUAUUGUUCCAGUUUCUAGCAGUGAAUGGGCUUCCCCAAUAGUUCCUGUCAGAAAAAAGAAUGGGGACAUUCGCAUCUGUGGAGAUUUCAGAGUGGGCCUUAACCCUCAAUUACUUGUGGACCAGUAUCCUUUACCACGGAUUGAAGAAUUGUUUAGUUCUCUGGCAGGGGGUGAAAAAUUUACAAAAAUUGACUUGCAUCAAGCAUACUUACAAUUAGAGGUGCAUCCAGACUCCAGACACCUGUUAACUAUCAACACUCACAAAGGACUUUUUCAGUAUACGCGGAUGGUGUUUGGCAUUGCCCCAGCACCUGCAGUGUGGCAACGGAUAAUGGAUGAGAUCUUGGCAGGUAUUCCACAUACCCACUGUAUGUUAGAUGACAUGCUUAUCACUGGUGAAAAUGAUGCUGCUCAUAAAGCCAAUGUUGAAGCUGUUUUACAACGCCUACAGGAAUUCGGACUGAAAGUUAACAUGGAAAAGUGUGAGUUCUUCUGCAAGAGUUUAGAAUAUUGUGCACAUGUAGUGGACAAGACUGGUCUACACACAACUGCUGAAAAAGUGAAAGCGCUGGUUCAAUAA